Zychaea mexicana is the source of this 867-nucleotide messenger RNA. RefSeq names its product SCO1/SenC-domain-containing protein. Gene Ontology annotation, biological process: mitochondrial respiratory chain complex IV assembly; intracellular copper ion homeostasis. The transcript is spliced from 5 exons. NCBI's taxonomy places the organism in Eukaryota, Fungi, Mucoromycota, Mucoromycetes, Mucorales, Lichtheimiaceae. The record is from RefSeq and is a predicted model, not a curated record. Gene Ontology annotation, cellular component: mitochondrial inner membrane. Bases 52 to 849 code for a protein of 265 amino acids. Gene Ontology annotation, molecular function: copper ion binding; copper chaperone activity.
CACACUUUUUCUUUUUUUUUAAGCACACUCUUAACUCAUAACAAUAAUAAUAUGCUCCGGUCAGGUGUCAAGACAUUAGCAGCUGCAGCAUUGCGACGGCCAUUACAACACCGAUCUGCAGUAACAACAACACUCCAGCGACGAUUCUUGUCCACUGCACGCGACGAACAAAGAGCCCGAAGCCGUGCUGCAAUUGGUGUGUUUAACUGGAAAGCAGCAGCAUUGUUUUUGGGUACCGGUGCCGGAUUACUGUUAUACUUUCGAUCGGAAAAAGAACGUGUUGAAAAGCUUCGUGACGAAAAGGCACGCGAAACCGUGAAAGCAUAUGGUAAACCCAAGAUCGGUGGGCCUUUUGAACUGAUCAAUGCAGAGAACGGCGAGAAAUUUAACAGCGUCAAGGAACUCGCUGGACGGUUUUAUAUGGUCUACUUUGGCUUUACCCAUUGUCCUGAUAUCUGUCCCGAGGAAUUGGACAAGAUGGCUGAAGUCGUUGACAUGGCCAAGGAGAAAAAGCUCGACUUGGUGCCAGUGUUUAUUACAUGCGAUCCACGCCGUGACACAGCCGAGAUUGUCAAGGAAUACGUCAAAGAUUUCCACCCCGACAUGAUUGGUUUGACAGGCGAUCAGACCGAAAUCCGCAAGGUAGCGAAAUCGUUCCGAGUGUAUGUGUCAUCCCCGCCAAAUGUAGCCGAGGGCGAAGAUUACUUGGUCGACCAUUCCAUCUUUUUCUAUCUCAUGGAUCCGGAGGGCAAAUUUGUCGAUUGUUAUGCCAAGGAUACGACGGCCCAAGAAGUCGCUUCGAGUUUUGAGAAAUAUGUACAAGAAUACAAAGACGAGCAAACGAAAUAAAUUAUUAAUAAAUAAAGG